This is a messenger RNA of Desarmillaria tabescens, 4230 nucleotides long. RefSeq names its product Golgi CORVET complex core vacuolar protein 8-domain-containing protein. The transcript is spliced from 4 exons. The record is from RefSeq and is a predicted model, not a curated record. Lineage: Eukaryota; Fungi; Basidiomycota; Agaricomycetes; Agaricales; Physalacriaceae. Gene Ontology annotation, molecular function: protein binding. Bases 1 to 4230 code for a protein of 1409 amino acids. Gene Ontology annotation, cellular component: late endosome; HOPS complex. Gene Ontology annotation, biological process: protein targeting to vacuole; endosomal vesicle fusion.
AUGAGUACACCUGACCUGGGUGGAAGCAGCGGUCUGGCACGACCCUUUCUCCACCCAAAUGUUUCCCGACUUCGGUCAUACACACCUCAGUCGUCUCGCAUUUCUUCACCGGCAAGUGGUUCUGCCAAUCAUGCGCAAGCAUCUUCGCCUUCCCAUUUCUCUCUGUCAAGGAUGUCCUCUUUAUCUAAUCUUCACACCGCGUCUUGGACCGAAGAGAAUGGCAACCGCUCUCCAAAACAUCCUCAGACAGACGUCUUCAAAUGGACCGAAUUGCGUAUUAUUGAACAACAACUGAAGACCAAGUCGCCAAAAGUUUCAUCGAUUCUCGGAGCACCAUUUCUCGGUUCUCCUACUGCGCUCGCAGCAAAUGGUCUCAUUUGCAUUGGGACGGAUGAAGGGAAAAUAUGCGUCUUUGACUUCAAGCAGAAGCUUAUAUGUGUAUGCGGUACGGAAGCGACAGGUAAAGUAGCUGGACCGGUUACUGCUCUAGCGCUAUCCUUUGAUCAUACCUAUGUUGUCUCGGGGCAUUCGUCGGGCUUCGUUCAGUUGUAUGAUCUGAAGACGCCAAACUCGCCUGUUCGAACUGUUCCGCCAACAACAGUUGCUGCCAUUUCUACUGGUCGUAAAGAGGGCCAUAUACAAGGAUCCAGGAUUGUGAAUGUUGGUUUCGUGGCAGGGAGGCAUACAGCCAUCGUGACAGCGGAUGAACACGGCCUCGCCUUUUACCAUAGCCUCGGAAAGAUGCUUUUUAUCGAGGCCUCCGAUAUUCUUCGCAUCCUUGGUAAAUAUCAAUUGGACCCUCUUCCUUCUUCCAAUGGUUCUCCUCUAACAUCUAUAACUCACCGAAAAUCUCGAUAUUCCAUUCUUUCCAUGAUGCCCCUACCUCUUGGUACUACGUCCCAUCCCACCGACGCCUACAAUAUUGUGGCCUUAUUGACCUCCACUAAACUUGUCAUCGUUGGUCUCAAGCCUACUCCUAAAACGUGGUUCAAAUGCCCUCGGGUAGUUGAGCAGGGAGACUUACCGAGAACCAAGCCCAGUCAGAAAGGCUCCCUAUCCUGGUUUCCAAGUGUCUUGCCGAAUCCAAGCGGAAAGGUAGAAGUGGUUGAAAGCAACCCUUCAUAUCACCCCGGCCCCCCCACAAAUCCGAGGCUCGUGUAUUCAUGGGGACGUACACUCUAUAUCUUACAGGUGUUCGAGUCGAAGGUAAAGCAAACGUUUCAUAGUUCCAGGUCUGGGAAAACUAGCGAGGUUGAAGUCGGCGCGGUAGACUUCGAGAACCUCGGCAAAUGGUCGGCAGAUGACGAUAUAUUGGCGGUUCAAUGGUUGAAUGUCAAUCAAGUGCUCGUCUUUACUGCAAUAUCUCUCGAAGUGUACGAUGUUCAUGUUUCAAAGCCAGUUGAAAAAGUACCCUUCGAUGGAUUUUCACUGGUUUCUCCGUCUUUGAAACACACAGUAAAGGGUAGUAUGGCCUACCCGGACUGUGCAAGUGAUGUCGCACACAGUAUUCGCGUCUAUAAGGGAAAGGUGUUUUUGCUGGGACGCGAAAACUUUCGAGUCGGAACGCUUCUAACAUGGGCAGACAAAAUCUUGGCAUUUGUUCAAAAUGGCGAUUUCUUGAGUGCCAUCGACAUGUCGCGACUGUAUUAUGUCGGUGCCGCUCCAGGAAAUAAGAAUGGCCUCCCGGAGGAUGUUGAUUUACGGAAAGAGAUUGUGGGCCAGAAAAUGCGCGAUUUGAUGACUGCCUCAGCUCAAUACGCCUUUUCCGAGGAUCGUAUGAUGGAUCGCACACAUAACACGCCUGAUGGCCGCGGUGUUGACCGGACCUCUUUGUUCGAAGGUCUUGUGGCAACGUGUUGUCGUGCUUGUAUUGCAUUGGAUGACUUCGACUUCCUGUUCGAAGACCUUUUCCAGCAGUAUGACGACUCUGGGAUCUCUCGAAUAUACCUCCUCCAACUAGAACGCUUUGUGCUGGAGAACGAGAUUCGAUUUGUUCCUCCUCGCAUUACCCAGAGACUAGUAGCCAUGCAUAAUGAGGAUGAGCGCCCAGAUCUUGUGGAGCGUAUCAUUUGGCACAUUGAUCCCGCUUGUCUGGACCUAAACCAAGCCAUCCAUCUCUGCCAGCAGCAUCACCUCUACGACGCCCUGAUCUACAUUUAUACCCGAGCCCUUCAAGAUUACGUAGCGCCAGUAGUUGAACUGCUCAGCUUAAUUCGUCGCGUCAACCAGUACCGUAAAUCAAGUACGAAUACUUGGGAUGAGGACACCAUGGAGCCGAUAGUCCUGAGCGCAUACAAGAUUUAUCCAUAUCUCGCCAACAUCCUUUCGGGCCUUACCUACCCUAGUGAGGAACCUCUCCCAGAGGAAGAGAGUUACCAGGCAAAAAAGGACGUCUAUGCAUUUCUUUUCUCUGGACGCUCAAGUGUUUGGCCUGUUGGUGAUGGAGGAAGUUUGAUUCUAACGUCGGACGAAGAAGGCGGUGUCGAACCCACAUAUCCUUAUGCUCGGCUUCUCCUGCGUUUUGAUGCCGAAUCCUUUUUGCAUUCGCUUGACAUUGCAUUCGAAGACCCAUAUCUUAAUGAUAAGUCCCAGGACGUCGGUCGUCUCGUCAUUGUUCGAAUACUAUUGGAAAUCCUCUCGUCGGGAAGUCUGACAUCGGGUGAUGUAACAUUUGUAAACAUCUUCAUUGCUAGGAAUGCUCCAAAAUACUCCCAGUUCCUCCCGAUACCAGUCAGCACUCAGCAUAGUAUUCUGAUCAGUCUAGCGGACGAUCCUGAUGCAAGUACGCGUGAAGAUCGUCAGUUGGCUGCAGAAUACCUUCUUUCCAUAUACACCCCUCAUGAUAUUGACCGGGUGGUGCAACUCUUCAACGACGCGGGAUUUUAUCGAAUUCUUCGAAUUUGGCACCGCCAAGACCGCAAAUGGAGACCGCUGCUUUCGACUUAUAUCGAAGACCCAGAGCUUCACCCAUCAGAACUAUUCCAUAGUAUCGAUGAAGUUCUCCGGAUUUCAGAAGGAGAAAACAAGCACAUUCCGACGGAGUUGGUUGUCACAAUAGCAGACGCUCUACCUAGGCUAUUGCAGGCCAGCAUCCCGAGGACAGCGGAUCUUCUCGACAAGCACACUCCCGAUCUGCACAGUCGCGCUCUGGAAAGCCUCGGUUCUCUCGGUGACUACAAGCGUUUUAUAUAUCUGCAGUAUCUCUUAGGUCCUCCACGUCCGGAAGACGAAGAAUAUACCAAGAUCCCCCGAAGGCCCCUCUCCCAGUCUCACGCAUUGGACGAUCUCCGACGAGCAUAUAUUGCGCUUCAGUGUCAGUAUCACCCUCAGGAUGUUAUCAAUGUCCUGAAGUACUUGUCACCGAGUCGGUUAGAUUGGCCCGGUGUUGUGGCAGUAUGCGAGGAAAGAGAGGUUUAUAAUGCAGCAGUUUGGGCUCUCAAUCAACAAGGUCAUCCUGUUGAUGCCCUUACCAAGGCGGAGACCUUCGAAAAACGUCUUACUCUUCGAGUCAUCGAGGCGCUUGGGUCUGCCGAAACAGCCGAAGCAAAUUCGGACAUCAAGAAGGCUGUUGAUGGACUCGUCGACCUAGCAAGAUCUGGCAUCUCUGUAUGUUUAGAUCGUUCAUUAUCUACCUCACCGGAUGUAUCUUUAGAGGAUAUCUGGCUCCAACUACUCGGCAGUCAGAUUAACUGCAUCCAAUCUGUCUCCGCGUCUUGUUCACAGGAAACGUUAUCCUCCUCCUUCACCCUAGAUUCACGUUCUCAUGCAGACCGUAUCGUGGAGGUUGAACGGCAAACAUUAGACACGCUUCGCUGUGUCAUACAAGAAACAUUUACAUCUCUCGUGUCCAUAAGUUCCACGCGGGCAUUAUCUUUUCCCCGACUUUUCAAACGACUGGUAAACUCUGCAAUCCAGAUGCCAUCAUCCAAAGGCACUCAUUACACCGAGUUUCGUACCAUUCUGACCGGCAUGCUGGAGUCGUAUCGGUCGGAGGGAGAUAUGCUUAUCAUCACGAAGCAUCUACUAGACCGGGAUCUGUUUCAGGGUAUGGCGGAUUUGACUCGAGAGCAGAAUCGUGGAUGGACUCCUUCAAAGGGCAUGUGUUCUGUGUGUCGUAGACCAUUACUAAAAGACCCGCACGCAGAACGUGACACCCAAACCCGGCAACUUGUUAUCGUGUCUCGAACAGGACGUUCAUAUCAUAGUACAUGCUUCCCUACGACGGUUUAA